AUGCUGUGGCUCUCCCUGCUGUCUGUGGUGGUCCUGGGUUGUGUGACCCUGACCCAGACACACACUCACACACACACCCCGACGCCCACCUCCACACACACCCCUAUGGUGGACAGUUCGGAGGAGGAGGUGGACGAACCGUGCUUCGAGCCGUGCACGUGCGAGGUCAAAGAGGGCGUGUUGCACGUGCACUGUGAUGGGCGGGGCUUCACUAACGCCAGCCAGGUGUCUCAGUCUUGGCUCCGCCCCUUCAAGCUCAACCUGCAGAGGAACUCCUUGAGGCGUCUCUAUAGCAACGGCUUCCUGCACCAUAGCAAUGCCGUGGCGAUAAACCUAGGCAACAACGCGCUGCAGGACAUCCGUCCCGGGGCGUUUCAUGGUCUGGGGACACUGAGACGCCUCUACCUCCACGAGAACAAACUGGAGGUGUUCCGCAACGACACCUUCUCUGGCCUGGAGGCACUGGAGUACCUGCAGGCCGACUACAAUGUCAUCAAACGCAUCGACAGUGGGGCGCUACGCUACCUGCAUAAAUUACGAGUGCUCAUCCUCAACGACAACCUGAUCCCUGCUCUGCCUCCUCACCUCUUCAGAUCUGUGUCUCUGACCCACCUGGACCUGCGGGGGAACCGUCUGAAGAGCCUGGCCUACGCCGGGACCCUGGAGUACGUGGGCCGCAGCCUGAUGGAGCUCCAGCUGGAGGAGAACCCCUGGAUCUGUGGCUGUGAGGUUGUCCAGUUGCAGACGUGGCUGGGACACAUCCCUUACACCGCAGUGGUGGGGGACAUCACCUGUGAAUACCCCUUCCACCUGCACGGGAAAGACCUGAGGGAGAUACCACGCAAAGAACUGUGUGCCGGAGAGGUGGAGGGAGAGGGGGAGAAGGAGGGAGAGAGGGAGAAGCCCAGACCCACCAAGCCGUCCUCCAUGGUUCACCAUCAGAACACACAUACCUCAUCUUCGUCGACUUCUUCCUCAUCGGUGGAGCGGAGGGAGAGAGAGAGGUCCCCUCGGCCCACCAAGCGUCCCCGACCCUCCAGGACGCCCCCCACCCAGCGUAGCCUCCUCCCCAACCAGCCCCCUCCCAUCGCAGGGUACCAGACCCGCCCCCCCAUCCCUAUCAUAUGUCCUCUGGGGUGCACCUGUAACCUCCACAUCUCAGACCUAGGACUGACAGUCAACUGUAAGGAGAGCGGCUUCCACAACGUGUCCCAGCUCAUGCCACGCCCCCUCAACGGACGGAAGCUGUACCUCAGCGGCAACCUCAUCCAGCGGAUCUAUAAGUCAGAUUUCUGGAAUUUUUCCAGUCUGGAUCUACUUCACCUGGGAAACAACCGGAUCUCCUUUAUUCAGGAGGGAGCGUUCUCCAGCCUGCCGACCCUGAGGAGUCUCUACCUGAACGGCAACAACCUGCAGAGGCUUAGCCCACACAUGUUCCUGGGUCUACUUAACCUCAGGUACCUGUACUUUGAGUACAAUGAGAUCGGUGUGGUGGAGGCGGGAGCGUUCAGCCCCAUGCCGUCUCUCCAGCUGCUCUUCCUCAACGCCAACCUGUUGAGGUCACUUCCUGUCGGAGUGUUCCAGAGCAUCUCCCUCUCCCGCCUCAACCUGCGCAACAACCACUUCCUCAGCCUGCCUGUAGAGGGGGUGUUAGAGCACCUCACUGGACUGGUGCAGGUGGACCUGCAGCAGAACCCAUGGGAGUGCAGGUGUGAUGCGGCCCCUCUGAAGCGCUGGCUGGAGGGCCUGAGUGCGGUGGUGGUGGUGGGGGAGGUGGUCUGUCACUCACCAGAAGAGACCACAGGUACAGACCUUCGCUCUCUUUCCCUGGACCUCCUCUGUCCAGACCUGGACACCCACCAGGCCACGGUGGAGAACCAUGGAGAGUGGAACAGCUCCACAGCCCCAGACGGUGAUUUCUCUCUGGGCUACCCCGUGCCAGGCAAUGGCCCCCUGGGUCCCAUCACCAAGGCUUCCAUCCCUCUGUCGGUGUUGGUGCUCAGCCUGCUGGUGCUGUUCGUGUCGGCGUUCUUUGCGGCAGCAGCGCUGAUCGCCUAUGCCCUGAGGAGGCGGGACAAGCUGCCGUUCCGGCGGCAGGGUGAGGUGGAUCUGGCCGGGAUUCAGAUGGAAUGUGGAAUAUUCACCGAGCAGCAGCACCACAGGUUACCGGUACCAAAGACCCCUCCUCCAUCUGCCUUGCAUCAUAGCCUCGUCUACGAUAGCAUCCUCCCCGUCGACCCUGGCCCUAACCCUAACCUCAGUCCCUCAACACACAUGUGCAGUAGCCCAGUCUAUAAGAAUGAGGAUGAUUCAGUGGUGAGGCAACAACAGCAGCAGUUCUCUGCUUCUAAAGAGAAAGGUAACGUGGGAAGAUACCGCUUGGCGGGGGAGAGAGAGAGCGAAGGACACUAUCGUUUGGUGGCAGAGAGAGAGAGAGAAUGGAAUAUGGAGGUGUCCCCCCCCUCCAUCAGUACCGUUGCCGGGGCAGUGGGACCCCCUCUUUCAGAUCUCCACGGAAACGGGACCCUCUGCCCAACGGUCAUAGACAGCCAGGGCCCCACCCCCAAGGUGGGAUUGGUUGACUGCCUGUUUGGGAUCUCCGGAAUGUCCGCCCCCGUCCCAGAGUUCCGAGACCUGCCGGACAGGUAUACACGUCCCCCACCACCCCGCUAUCCCCACCCUCCACAACCCCCUCAGCCCCCCGAACCCAAAGAGGAAACUAGACCCAGCCAAUCACUCGUGGUUACUACAAUGACAGUGUGCGCGGGGCCAAGCAGUAGUAAUCAGAGCCAGAACUCAGAGUUUCCGCGAGAGUUGAGAAUGAGACUCAGUACCAAGCCGGAUUACAUGGAAGUCCUGGACAGAUCUUAUCAGUUCUAA
Salvelinus namaycush (lake trout) is the source of this 2880-nucleotide messenger RNA. RefSeq names its product SLIT and NTRK-like protein 3. NCBI's taxonomy places the organism in Eukaryota, Metazoa, Chordata, Actinopteri, Salmoniformes, Salmonidae. Gene Ontology annotation, cellular component: GABA-ergic synapse; postsynaptic density membrane. Bases 1 to 2880 code for a protein of 959 amino acids. Gene Ontology annotation, biological process: axonogenesis; positive regulation of synapse assembly; regulation of presynapse assembly. Gene Ontology annotation, molecular function: protein binding. The transcript has 10 exons. The record is from RefSeq and is a predicted model, not a curated record.